Messenger RNA from Olea europaea var. sylvestris, 661 nucleotides. Its product is annotated as probable mitochondrial-processing peptidase subunit beta, mitochondrial. Gene Ontology annotation, cellular component: mitochondrion. Lineage: Eukaryota; Viridiplantae; Streptophyta; Magnoliopsida; Lamiales; Oleaceae. The coding region runs from base 1 to 636 and encodes 211 amino acids. Gene Ontology annotation, molecular function: metal ion binding. The record is from RefSeq and is a predicted model, not a curated record. The transcript is spliced from 5 exons.
AUGAAAUAUUAUCCAUCUGUGAAAAACUUGAACACUUUUUGUGUUACUGAAGUGGUUGAAGGUCAGACUGAAGAAGUUAUAUUCGAUCAUCUACACGCCACUGCAUUUCAAUACACGCCCCUGGGUAGAACAAUUCUUGGGCCUGCUGAAAAUAUCAAGACAAUUGGCAAAGAGCAUCUAAGAAACUAUAUAUCAACACACUAUACUGCUCCCAGGAUGGUGAUUGCUGCCUCUGGCGCAGUCAAGCAUGAAGAUAUUGUUGAACAGGUGAAAAAAUUGUUUACAAAGCUAUCGACAGAUACAACCACAGCAUCUGAGUUAGUUGCUAAACAACCAGCAAUCUUCACGGGCUCAGAGGUUAGGAUACUUGAUGACGACAUCCCUCUCGCGCAAUUUGCAGUUGCUUUUGAAGGGGCAUCUUGGACAGAUCCAGAUUCCAUUGCCUUAAUGGUCAUGCAGUCGAUGUUAGGUUCUUGGAAUAAAAGUGCAGGUGGUGGAAAGCAUAUGGGUUCUGAACUUGCACAGAGGGUUGGCAUCAAUGAAAUAGCUGAAAGCAUGAUGGCUUUUAACACCAACUACAAGGACACUGGUUUGUUUGGUGUUUAUGCUGUUGCUAAGGUGAGCUCUCACUUUUAAUAAAGAUAAAUUAAAGGGGUAAAGA